AUGCCAAGAAAGUUAAGGUUCAUGAUAACCCAGAGGAUAUAGCCUUGCUUAAUGCAAAAAAUUAUGCAAAAUUUACUGCUAAAAACCAUAUUAGCAUUCCAAGAUUUUACUAAGAGAAUAAUGAUGAGAAAUAAAGCGACAUCCCUACCAGCAAAGUAAAUGUUCUUCACAAAAAAUCUGAUACUAAAAAGGGAAAAGCAAUAGAUAGAUUAAAAAAUAGCUAACUAAAAUCAAAUGAGGAUGAACACUAAUAAAGGACAAAUCCUGAUUAGAAAUAAUACAAAAAUGAUAUAGAAUCAUAACAAAAAUAAGCAAAAGCAAAAAGAUAGAGAAAAAAGAGAGAAACAAUAAAAAGCUGAAAAAGAUGACUAUGAAAAGCAUUAAACAUAAUUAUAGCUUGAUGCUGAGUUAGAAAAUAUAAAUUAAAUGAUUGAACUAAUGAAGAAAAAAAAGCAACAAUUACUUUUAACUCAACAAGUAGUAACAUUUCAAAAUAACGAAGUCUAAAAUUAAUCUCAUACGUAAUAUACUGACACUUAGGAGAAAACAACCGACUCAAGUUAUACUUAUGAAUCUUAUACAUAGGGUGUUACAACAUCAAGAUUAGAUUUAUCAAAAAGUGGAACAAGAAGAAAAAGAAAAGGUGCUAUUAAAAAAGAUCCCUAUUUCAAUGUUAACUUAGAUAAGUUACAUGAAGCAUUGAAUGCUGAUGAUUUCUUUUUCACUUCAAAGAAAGAUAUACCUGGCUUGCAGCCUAAUCCAGUUCAUAUUGACAUCCAUUAUUGGAGACAGUAACAGAUGAUUGAUUAAGUAUAGAAUGAUUAGGCUGCAGAAUAGUAAUAAAGAUCUCAAUCACCAACUCAUCCAAAGAAGAAAUAGAAGCGCCAAUCUUCAAAUAAAGAUGACUUUAAUUAAUAAUAAGAGGAUUUCCUUAUAGAUCUAAAUGUAGAUGUUAACAUGGGGAAGAAAUAAGAGGAUACUUUUGACUUGCAGUAGAAAUAAUAUCUAGAAUCAUAGCAUCCAUUCUUAGUAGAGUAAUAGAUUGUGGAGGAUAAUGACAAGGGCUUAUUAGAAUAAGGGUUUUAGAAUGCUGAGUGGCGUAAAGCAUGCUAUCAAAGAUAAAAGAUUCAUUAAUUGGUUAAAUGA
Molecule: messenger RNA, 1146 nt
Organism: Stylonychia lemnae
Lineage: Eukaryota; Ciliophora; Spirotrichea; Sporadotrichida; Oxytrichidae
Source: the annotation of a GenBank genome assembly